Styela clava is the source of this 2065-nucleotide messenger RNA. Lineage: Eukaryota; Metazoa; Chordata; Ascidiacea; Stolidobranchia; Styelidae. The record is from RefSeq and is a predicted model, not a curated record.
GUUAUUCAAAUUUAUGAUUCAACUUCGUUGAUCGUUAUUUUGAAUUAUUCUGGGUCGUUAUAAUACAACAAAUGAAAGGCUGGUGAUUCAUUAUUCGUCCUGUUGACUGGGAAUUCGCGUUGCUUGCUAAAAGCUUCAAUUAACCAAAAGUUCGUGUUCUUCGUCUAAGUUUAGGACAGCUUUACGAUACCAAGCUUUCUAAACAACCUCCUAUAUCAACAGUCAACAAACGUACAAAAAACAGCGUCAGCUACACAUCUACAAUUCGUAAGCUUGUAAGGGCAGCAACUCCCUCUGCGAUAUCACAGGCUCAUAGCCCUAUGACAUCUCAGUGAUGAAGCAUGUUCGAAACAGAAAGUGACAAAUCAGUGUCUCUAGCAGUGAUUUUGUAGCAGCAAAAGCCGAAAAAUGUGCAUUUGCAAAUUUCAGCACUUAAUUUUUGUACUAUCAAGCUAUGAGACAUAUGACAGAUUUUUUUCGCGAACCCGCCAAAAGAGCUUCAAGGACUCCAAAAGGUCCGCGGACCCCACUUUGGGAAGUACAGAGCUAGUCGUUUCCUACUUUCCUGAAUAAGAUGUUUUGCAAGAACUGCUUCUAUUUAUAAUUAUUUUAGGAUAUAAAAUUGAGUGCAAAAUAUUUCUAAUCACUAGUUAAACGCACGUCAAAGUUUUGCGAAAACUGCUUCAAAUAUCAUUGUUUUGAAAAAUAAAAUUAAACAAGAUAUUUGUUUUAUAAAACUAAUGACACAUAUCAUAUAUCAUUUUUCCAAUGAUUACCUAAUGUUUAAGCUUGAUAGUAGUAAAAACGUUUGCUCAUAUAAAAGUUUUAUAUUUCGAAUUUUAUUUAUUUUUUAUUUGACGGAGAUUUUAUUUAUGUGAUCGCUGUUUCUUUAAUAUUAUUUUAGUUCUAAAUAAACUCCGUGAGUUUGUUAAAUUUAAACAAACAUAUGAAGAAAGACUAUAUAUUCUCAAUACAAAUAGCAGAGAACAUCAGUUUGUUUGCUGUGUAAGAGGUAGCUUAUCGAAGAUUUAAAACAUUUUCAACCCAAACUCAGUAUAUCUAGUUUUGAGAAAAAUUUUUUAACACUUAUAAGUCAAUAUGCGGAUAUUACUUGUAUCGAUCAUGCUGUCGGCUGCUGUAAUGUUGAUGUUACUGGAUGGCACAUACGGACGAAAAGAUCUAUGGAGUGUGAACGAAAGUUUGUUUGAAUGUACAACAGAUAAAGACUGUAAUGAUGGCAGACUUUGCGAAGCAGGAGUUUGUUAUUAUGAAGGAUGUCAAACAAAUAAAGACUGUGUUUCUGACGAAAUUUGCCAAGAAGGCGUUUGUUAUAAUGAAGAAUGUCGAACAAAUGGAGACUGUGCUUUUUACCAUAUUUGCAAAGAAGGCGCUUGUUAUCUUGAAGGUCAUUUGGGAUGAAAAGGAGACGGAAAACGCUGCAUGUGGUCCUUGUUGUCGGCUUUGCUGUAACUCCAUAUAUAUUAUGGAAACAAAUUAUUAAAAUCAGUGUGAAAUAAUGUGCGGCAUGUUUUAAACCAUGUUUAUUUUAAGUAAGUGCUUGUUGUGUAAGUAAUGAGUAAGUACUUUGUAAGAAAUUCACCCAAAGCAUAGUCUCAGGCAUUUACUCAUAAAUGCGUAUAGGAAUAAGGCCGUUUAGUUUAAUUUCCUUUUUUUGUAUUUUAAAAAUAUUAAGUUGAAAUUCUGAAUACGUUUCUGCCCGGUUUCAAUGUUUGAUUUGAUUUCUGUUAAUCCAAAACAAAUUGUUUUAACCCCAAAAGAAGAUAAAUCAAUUUUACGUUGAAUUUAAUCGUUUUCUAUGAACUGUAGCUUGUUUUCCAAUUUUCAUUAAAUUAUAAGUGUUGCUUUAGCCUUUUAGUCGCAUACGUGGCCAUUUUAUGACGAAGAUGCUUGAUUUAUUUUCAUACCCAAUUUAACACUUCGAUGGCGAAAUAUGAUUUAAUUUUUGGUUUGGUCAGUAUUCACCUACAAUACGAUAUGUUUAAUUUUUUUUUCAUUAUACUCUCACGUCAUUUGCUUCGGUAAUAAAUGCUAUGUGUAAUUAGGA